GAUGGUUAUCCGGGCAUGUCGUGAGCUACGUCCCGAUUUCCUGUUUUUCUAGAUAACCACCAUCUAAAUGCCAGAUUGUUGCUUUUCGAAGAAGUGAAACAUACAUUAAUCUAGAUAAUGAAAUUUAGGUUAGAAAUUAUUUAAGCCUACAGUCCCAUUCACUUUUCAAAGGGUUAAAACGAGAACUGCUUUGAGUUCUUUUUACUGAAACAUGGUUACUUCGGAACUUGUUAAGGUAACACAGAAAAUACGCACUUUUUUUUUUACAUGAAGAGUCCUGUUGAAUUAUUUAUUUUUUGUCACUCAUGAGUUUUCAAUUGUGCAACUGGUUCCCAAGAGGAAUUGGGAUUUCAAUAUAGCAGGGUCUUUCUCUUAUCCUUGUUUUCUAAUUUUAUUUAUUAAUGACCUUUGGUUUGUUUUUAUCAACUGAGCUUGGAACUUUAAGAUAUAUAGUCAGGAUAUUCAACUGUCCAUCAUUCCCAUUUUAGAAAGAAAGAUUUGUAUUUAUGAAGUCUCCUUGAAAUUAUUCAUUUGAUAUCACUACUGCUUUGCGAGAAGGUCUGCUUAAAAUGGAAAAGGACAGAACUAUGGUCAAAAGCAGAUCUUCUGAAGUGAGUGAACAAUUGUUGUUUAAGGCCAAAGAAGAGCUUGGUGAAACUGAUAGCAUUAGAGAAGAAUCUCUGAAUCUCAUUAAGGAAUGGAUCCAAAGCCAUAACAUUGAUUAUUCUCAUUUAGAUGAUCAGUCAAUACGGUGGUUUCUCCGUGGCAGCAAAUUUGAUGUAAAAAGAACCAAAGAACGGAUAGAUAACUUUUUUCAGUUUCGCUCUAAAGUCACAGAAUGGUAUUCAGGAAGAGACCCACUUUCCCCAGAACUCUUAGAUAUUCUGAACCUUGGGACUAUCUUGCCAUUACCAGGACGUGAUGAUGAAGGAAGAAAGGUUAUUAUUAUUCGUGCAACUAUUCAUGAUGCUUAUAAACAUAAGCAAGAUGAUGUAUUGAAAGUAAUGAACAUGGUUAUAGAACUAAUGUGCCGUGACGACGAAGCCACGUCUAUAACAGGAGUAGUUUGUGUCGUGGAUUUGAAAGGUGUUGGGAUGGGCCACGCAAUGCAAAUGACGCCUUCGGUGAUUCGCAAAGCAGUCAGUUCUUGGCAGGACGUCAAUCCAAUCCGUACGAAGGGAAUGCACUACAUUAACACUCCGCUGAAUGUUCAUGUUGUAAUGAAUAUUUUCAGAACAUUCAUGAAAGAAAAGCUCAGACGCCGACUGCAUUUACAUAGAGGCGAUAGUAAAAAAGUGCUCACUUCACUCAUUCCUUGUGAUAAUUUACCAAAGGAAUACGGAGGAAAUGGACCCACAAUCGAUUUCUUAACAAUUUAAUUUUUCAGCCAAAUGGAAAGAUCGUGUUGUAGAAAACAGGGACUGGUUUAUGAACCCAGAAAAACAUGGACCAUUUUCGCCUUUUUGAGCUUUGAAAAAUGUUGGGCAUUCAAUCUGAAGGAAAAUGUCGAUUUUUCAUAUUUUACUGAAUUUCCAUCUUUGUUCCUAAUAUUCAUGCUGUUGCAUUUGGCAUAUGAUAAUAUGCGUUACUGAAGCAAGACGAACAUAUUUCUCCUUUCGUUUUUGUGUUUCCAAAAUGCCUUCAGAAUUCGUAUAUUUUCUGUUACGUUUCCUAAUCAUUUUUUAAACUCAAAAUACGAUAUAUAGAUAUCUACUAAA
Daphnia magna is the source of this 1718-nucleotide messenger RNA. RefSeq names its product retinol-binding protein pinta-like. The coding region runs from base 570 to 1379 and encodes 269 amino acids. The transcript is spliced from 8 exons. Gene Ontology annotation, cellular component: membrane. Lineage: Eukaryota; Metazoa; Arthropoda; Branchiopoda; Diplostraca; Daphniidae. The record is from RefSeq and is a predicted model, not a curated record. Gene Ontology annotation, molecular function: phosphatidylinositol bisphosphate binding.